Spinacia oleracea (spinach) is the source of this 1971-nucleotide messenger RNA. Its product is annotated as 3-oxoacyl-[acyl-carrier-protein] synthase, mitochondrial. The record is from RefSeq and is a predicted model, not a curated record. Gene Ontology annotation, cellular component: mitochondrion. Bases 128 to 1513 code for a protein of 461 amino acids. The transcript has 14 exons. Gene Ontology annotation, molecular function: 3-oxoacyl-[acyl-carrier-protein] synthase activity. Lineage: Eukaryota; Viridiplantae; Streptophyta; Magnoliopsida; Caryophyllales; Amaranthaceae. Gene Ontology annotation, biological process: fatty acid biosynthetic process.
AGAAAAGGUGCGAGGGAAAGUGAGAGUGAGAAGAGGGGUCUUAAGGGUAUUAUAGGAAAUCACACACAAAAUUAAACAAUUGUCCACGGGGGUUUAAGAAUCGGUAAACCUCACCUCAAGUCCUUCAAUGGCAAUCCAUCAAUGGCGUCGUUUACUACCUUCUCGCUUCCAUCCCAACCGUUUCAUCUCCUCUUCCACAACCUCACAUCGUCGCCGAGUCGUCGUCACCGGGUUAGGCAUGGUAACGCCUCUCGGUUGCGGAGUUGGGACAACAUGGAGGAGACUAGUCGACGGCGAAUGUGGAAUUCGAGCACUAACUAUGAAGGAUCUUAAGCUGGAUGGUUUCGAUGCUGAAACGCAAUCCCAUGUUUUUGACCUAUUAACUUCUAAAGUUGCUGCUUUUGUUCCUUCUGGAACUAACCCUGAUCAAUUCAACGAGCUCUUGUGGUCCAAGGAGCACAGGUCAAUUUCGAGGUUUAUAGGGUAUGCACUAUGUGCUGCUGAUGAGGCCCUUAGAGAUGCGAAUUGGGCUCCAGUGGAACAGGAUGAGAAAGAAAGAACUGGAGUAUCCAUUGGUGGUGGUAUUGGGAGCAUGAGUGAUAUUGUAGACGCUGCACAGCUGAUUUGUGAAAAGCGUCUUCGGCGUCUGAGUCCAUUCUUUGUUCCUAGGAUAUUAAUCAACAUGGCUUCUGGCCAUGUGAGCAUGAAGUAUGGAUUCCAGGGACCAAACCAUGCGGCAGUGACAGCUUGUGCCACUGGGGCGCAUUCCAUAGGAGACGCUGCUCGUAUGAUUCUAUUUGGAGAUGCAGAUGUAAUGGUGGCUGGCGGAACAGAAGCCAGCAUUGAUGCCUUAUCUGUUGCAGGUUUUUGCAGGUUAAAAGCUUUAUCCACGAAGUACAAUUCUUCCCCUUGUGAAGCCUCUCGGCCUUUUGAUGUUGGACGUGAUGGUUUUGUAAUCGGUGAAGGUAGCGGUGUCAUGGUAUUAGAGGAAUUUGAACAUGCGAAGGAACGCGGGGCAAAAAUUUAUGCAGAGCUUUGUGGCUAUGGGAUGUCAGGUGAUGCGUAUCACAUAACCCAACCUCAUAACGAUGGAAGAGGUGCCAUCAUGGCAAUGAAAAGUGCUUUAAAGCAGUCAGGUCUUCAUUCUAACAAGGUGGAUUAUGUGAAUGCUCAUGCUACAUCAACACCUUUAGGUGAUGCAAUAGAAGGCGCUGCAAUGAAAGCAACAUUUGGUGAGCAUGCAAAGUCUGGUACUUUAGCAUUUUCUUCAACAAAGGGUGCAAUUGGACAUCUUUUAGGGGCAGCUGGAGCUGUAGAAGCUAUAUUCACUGUUUUAUCUAUUCAGCAUGGAAUUGCGCCAUUGACUCUCAAUCUUUCCCAGCCAGAUCUUGUAUUUUCAGAUGCCUUUAUGCCAUUGACUGCAUCGAAACAAAUGACUAUUACAACAGCUAUGUCGAAUUCUUUUGGCUUUGGAGGAACAAAUACAUCUUUGUUGUUUACUAAAGUACCCUGAUUUCUUAUUUUGGUGUACAACAUUCAUGUCAGAAGUUUGAAAAUUGAGAUGUAGUUGAUGAAAUCGUUGGCUACAUACUGCCCCCUGUGUUUUUUUUGGUGUUAACACCCGGUUCUCCCUUAGGGCAAAUCCGGAUUCGGGGCGAGUUCUGGGUGGUUAGGUUCCAGUCCCCUCCCAAUUAUUGUUGCGGGGGAUCGAACACGGGUUCUCCCUAUCAAGUUCAGCCCCAAUCACCACUGAACCAACAAGCAAUUGGCUACAUACUGCCCCCUGUGUAGAAAUAGGUAUUUCAGUUUUUUUUUUCUUCAACUGGUUUUUAGUUUUACUUGAAUGCAGCUUGUAAAAGUGUAAGAACAACUUGCGCAGUUUGCGCAUAUUGAAAGAGAUGAGACAUUAUCAAAAUGUACAAUAUAAUUUCUUCCCAAAAUUCUGAAAGUAAUAAAGAGAUCUUUUUUCUA